Molecule: messenger RNA, 1339 nt
Organism: Capsella rubella
Lineage: Eukaryota; Viridiplantae; Streptophyta; Magnoliopsida; Brassicales; Brassicaceae
Exons: 2
Coding region: 118-942 (274 amino acids)
Source: RefSeq, a predicted model, not a curated record
GUUAGUGCUUAUUAUACGGAGUUAGUCACAUUAUGGGAAGAAUAUCAGAAUUAUAUAGAACUUCCAGUGUGUACUUGUGGCCGAUGUGAAUGCAAUGCGGCUAUUCUGUGGGAAGGAAUGCAGCAUCGUAGUAGAGUUACAAAAUUCUUAAUGGGUCUGAAUGAAAGUUAUGAGCAGAUUAGGCGUCACAUUCUGAUGUUAAAGCCGAUUCCAAGUAUAGAAGAAGCAUAUAAUAUGGUAGCACAAGAUGAAAGGCAGCGAAUGGUUAAGCCUGCAGUAAAGCCUGAUAAUGUUGCUUUCCAGGCAUCAAGCUCUUUUGACGCAUCUGCAACUGGUGAUAAUAGUUCAUAUGGAAUGGAACCAUAUGAAUAUAUUGCAGCUUAUAACACAUAUCGACCAAGGAAUAAUAGACCGAUGUGUACUCAUUGUGGGAAGAUGGGACACACUCUUCAAACUUGUUUCAAAGUGCAUGGUUAUCCUCCAGGAUUCAAGACUCAGAAUUCGUCUACUCCAGUUCCAUAUGGUAACAAGAUGGGUACUGCUCCUAGGAAUCCAGUGCCAGUAAUGAAUCAAGGACAAUUUCCAAAUCAGGGACAGUUUACUAAUCAAGGCCAGUAUAAUCAAGGUUUUGUACCAAGACCAAGGACUGUGGCUAAUGUGCAAGUCAUGAAUGGUGAUAAUGGUGGUCCUAUGUUAUACUAUCCACCUCCAACCAUGAAUGCAGUAAAUCUGGAUGUGAGUCAGUUGACUCCAGGACAAGCACAAGAUCUUAUACAACAGUUAUCUCGGGUACAAGUUUCUGAACCUAUGAUUAAUCAGAUCACUUCUGUCCAGAGUUCAGAACCAGUAGUUUCUUCUUCUGCAACUAUAACAGAAUCUGGUGUCAUGGCUCCUCAAUCUUCAUCUGGAGUCUUCUCAGGGAUGGAUGAUUGGGAGUGCUAACAUUUUUCACAAUCUAUACAUUCUGAAUAUACACUCCCUAUCUUCACCUGCUAAGCCUCCUGCUGUCACUCAUUUCUCUGGAUCCUUGUCAGCUGAUGGGACUCUUUGGCAUAAUCGUCUAGGCCAUCCCUCAACUGCCAAGUUACAAUCUAUGUCUGGUACACUUUCUAUUCCAAAAGUAGCUAUAUCAAGUCUAGAUCAUUGUUCAAUUUGUCCCUUAGCUAAACAAAAGCGUCUGUCUUUUCCUUUUAAUAAUCAUCUGUCAUCUAGUCCAUUUGAUUUGAUACACUUAGAUAUUUGGGGUCCAUUCUCAGUAGAGUGUAUAGAAGGUUAUAAGUAUUUUCUUACAAUAGUUGAUGAUUGUACAAGAGUUACUUGGCUUUACUUGUUAAAGAAU